This is a messenger RNA of Lindgomyces ingoldianus, 1201 nucleotides long. RefSeq names its product DUF1295-domain-containing protein. The coding region runs from base 102 to 1106 and encodes 334 amino acids. Gene Ontology annotation, molecular function: oxidoreductase activity, acting on the CH-CH group of donors. The record is from RefSeq and is a predicted model, not a curated record. NCBI's taxonomy places the organism in Eukaryota, Fungi, Ascomycota, Dothideomycetes, Pleosporales, Lindgomycetaceae. Gene Ontology annotation, cellular component: membrane. The transcript is spliced from 3 exons. Gene Ontology annotation, biological process: lipid metabolic process.
AGAGCUGCUACCGAAUGCGAAGAGUCUAGUAUAUGAGAAUGCGUUGAUCUCCUCGAAUUCGGGCGUCUCCUCUAGAUUGCAGUAAGAUUUCAACUGCAAAAAUGGGUGCUGUUCACAUUUUGGACAACUACUAUCUUGCCAUCACGCUACUCAUCACUAUCGCCUAUCAACUUUUCUUCUUUUCGAUAGCUUUCUCGUUCAAGUUCGACAAGCUUACCGAUUUCGCUGGAGGCACCAAUUUCAUUGUUCUUGCAGUCAUCACGCUCGUAUUCAGCGGCGCCCGAGAUAAUGCACGCAACAUCGUGGCAUCAGUUUUCAUUAUGAUAUGGGGAGCGCGACUUUCCGGCUUCCUACUUUUCAGGAUCUUGAAGACGGGGAAGGAUGACCGCUUUGACGACAAGAGAGAUAAAUUCUGGUCGUUUCUUGGCUUCUGGGUAUUCCAGAUGCUCUGGGUCUGGAUAGUAUCCUUACCAGUUACUCUCUUGAACUCGCCGAAUGUCACUCAGUUCAACCAGCCUGGCUUUGGGACGGGCCGAGACAUCGCUGGGAUCAUUCUGUAUUCCAUUGGGCUGGUUAUGGAGAGUGUAUCCGACGUCCAGAAGUAUCGAUUCAGAAGUGCCCAUGGAAGUGAUGGCGCUGUAUGUGAUGUUGGAUUCUUCGCCUGGACACGACACCCAAAUUACUUUGGAGAGAUCAUUAUCCAGUUUAGUAUCUUCAUGAUCGCUGUUUCGCCAGCAGCAUACGGCUAUGCUCACGGUGGAGCGUACUCAGCAUUGUACGCGUCCAUCCUCGGGCCCUUCUUCCUCACAGCGCUGCUUAUGUUCCUGUCCGGGCUUCCUUUGCAAGAACGGCCGGGGGCGAAGAAAAGGUACGAGAAAGGUAUCAAGUGGGCCGAGUAUGAGAGAUACCUACACCGUACGAGUAUUCUCAUCCCAUUCCCACCCCAGUUGUACGAGAAGCUGCCUAUGUUCCUAAAGAGGUCGGUUUUCCUAGAGUUUCCGAUUUAUGUGUUUGAUCCGGCGAAGCAUGCCGACCAGAGUAAAGCGCAAGCUACGGCCGCAGAGGAGGGUCGGACGAGACCUAGUGAUGAGCAAAGUCUGAGAUAGUAGGAGUAUCGUGGUCGUUGAAAUGCAUUGUUUGCGCAGUCAAUCCACUUUUACCCCUGAAAAUGUCUUCAAGAAUCACAGGAGCUAAUCUGAUA